Molecule: messenger RNA, 1055 nt
Organism: Hydractinia symbiolongicarpus
Lineage: Eukaryota; Metazoa; Cnidaria; Hydrozoa; Anthoathecata; Hydractiniidae
Product: chymotrypsin-C-like
Exons: 7
Coding region: 23-991 (322 amino acids)
Biological process (GO): proteolysis
Molecular function (GO): serine-type endopeptidase activity
Source: RefSeq, a predicted model, not a curated record
CUAUUAAUAGCUUUCACACAAGAUGCGAGGAAACGAAACCGAAGGUGAAGUGGAAGAAGAAGGAGCAACAACAACAAAGAGCAUGGUAAAAAUGAGGCUGAUUUUCACUGUGGUUGUAUUGUUUGUUAGUACCUGCUUUACAGAGGUUUGUCGAGAUAACUCAGCAUAUCUAUGCAAACAAGCCGAUUGUCGACAAGAUGUAUUUAAAAGAAAAUGCUGUAAAACAUGUCAAGGACCUAACCCACCAACAUAUGCUCCCCAGACUCCAAUUUAUACGAGAACCCCAAAAACUUGUGGUAAACCAAUCAUUUCGCCGAAUUAUAUUACUGGCGAAAGAAAUGCAGUGAUUGGAUCAUGGCCAUGGCAAGUUAUGUUGUUUUAUAAUAACAGACGCGUAUGUGGAGGAACCAUCAUUUCACCAUAUCACAUUGUUACAGCUGCCCAUUGCGUCCAGGGAACAAACGCAAACAAAUAUUUGGCCAGGGUCGCAGCUGAUGACAGUUCAAAUACAUUUGUCGUUGAUCAUGAAGUUAAGAAUGUUGUUCCUCAUUUCGACUUCAACAAAUUCUCUCUGGAUAAGGAUAUAGCUCUCCUUCAGUUGAAGACUCCUAUCCAAUAUAACAGUUACGUGCAGCCUGUCUGCUUGCCGCUGAAUUAUGUCAAGAUGGACGCUCAUUGUGUUGUUGUUGGUUGGAGGCACUCAAAUUUGCAACAGUCAAAAAUACAACUUGUUAUCAACACAGUUUGCCAUGACCGCAACAAACGUUUUUCGAAGUCAACGGUGACAAAAAAUAUGUUGUGUGGAGGUAACCCGGAAGAGGGGGAGGCUACAUGUCAUGGAAAUGCUGGUGGAGGGUUGGUAUGUCGUGGGAAGGACAGUAGAUGGCAAUUACAAGGAAUUGUCAGCUCACAUUGCAACUCAAAGUUCAUGUAUACAACAUUUACGAGAGUGUCGGAGUUUAGAAGUUGGUUAGAAUCAAACAAGCAAUGAUAAUUUCUGUAAUUUAUGUCAACUAGUCAUUGUGUUGGUAGAAAUAUCUCACUCAACUGGAGAA